AUGGUAGCCCACAAAUUCACUAGGCCUGGCUCUCUUGACGGGUCGCUUGAACAAUCAAAAUUCGAAGGCAGCGAUAUGGAGCAAGCAUCUGCUCAAAGCGUCAAGGAAUCUUUUUCGCCUGCCCAACAGGAGCCUUUGGCGCAGGAUGGUGUCAUUCGGAAGCCCGGAAUUACGUUUGCUCAUCAAGACAAAUUACCAAAGCUGCCGAUACCGGAAUUGGAAAGCAGUCUGAAGAAGUAUCGAGAUGUAUUGCAACCACUACAGGGGGCAAGAGAGCAGGCAGAUACAGCUGCAGCGGUCGAAGAAUUCCUGAAGGCAGAGGGCCCUGAGCUGCAGUCAAGGUUGAAGAAGUAUGCAACGGGAAAAACUAGCUACAUUGAACAGUUUUGGUAUGAUUCGUAUCUCAAUUUCGACAAUUCCGUAGUCCUAAAUUUGAACCCUUUCUUCCUUCUAGAGGACGACCCUACGCCAGCUCGAAAUAACCAGGUCACUCGCGCAGCGUCCUUGAUUGUCUCUGCUCUCUGCUUCGUUCGUGCAGUUCGCAAGGAAGAGCUCCCGCCCGAUACGAUUCGAGGCCAGCCUCUAUGUAUGUAUCAAUUCUCCAGACUUUUCGGCACCGCACGUGUUCCGACCGAUAAUGGCUGCCAUAUCGCCCAAGAUGGCGGAUCGAAACAUGUGGUGAUGGCAUGCAAAGGUCAAUUCUACUGGUUCGACGUCCUGGAUGACAAUGCAGAUCUGAUCAUGUCAGAGAAAGAUCUAGCGAUCAAUCUUCAGGUUAUUAUUGACGAUGCCGAAAAGACCCCUACUCAAGAAGCUGCGCGGGGAGCGCUCGGAGUCUUGAGCACCGAGAAUCGAAAGAUCUGGGCUGGACUACGGGAUGUGCUCACUAGAGAUGGGGACUCCAACAAUGCCGAAUGUCUCAACACUGUCGAUUCUGCCAUUUUUAUUGUCUGCCUAGAUUACACGGAGCCAGCGUCGCCAGCAGAGCUCUGCGGAAACAUGCUAUGUGGCACGUCAGAAGUUGUCAAAGGUGUGCAAGUUGGGACUUGUACAAAUCGCUGGUAUGAUAAGAUGCAGAUCAUCGUCUGCAAAAAUGGGUCUGCAGGCAUCAAUUUCGAGCAUACAGGUGUUGAUGGCCAUACCGUACUUCGUUUUGCGUCUGACCUAUACACGGACACGAUUCUUCGCUUUGCUAGAUCUAUAAAUGGCCUUGCUCCGACCCUUUGGGCGUCUAACUCUCCCGAUCCCUCAAAACGAGAUCCUGAAUCUUUCGGAGAUGUUUCUACCACACCGCAUAAACUCGAAUGGGAUAUGUUGCCUGAAUUGUCCACUGCCUUGCGUUUUGCAGAAACCCGCCUCGCAGACCUUAUCCAGCAGAACGAAUUCCAGACUCUCGAAUUUGGAGGUUACGGGAAAAACUUCAUGACAUCUAUGGGGUUUUCACCGGAUGCCUUUGUGCAGAUGGCCUUUCAAGCCGCUUACUACGGCCUUUAUGGCCGCGUCGAGAACACGUACGAGCCAGCAAUGACAAAGGUCUUCCUUCAUGGACGCACUGAAGCUAUUCGUGCAAUCUCCCUUGAAUCUGCCGACUUCGUGCGCACCUUCUGGGCCGAGAAGUCACCAGCAGAAAAGAUUGAGAAGCUUCGCAAGGCCUGCGAUCAGCAUACCAAGCGCACCAAAGACUGUGCCAAGGCCCAAGGCCAGGACCGGCAUUUGUACGCUCUGUACUGCGUCUGGCAACGCGCUGUAGACGAAGAUGGCGCCGAAGCCGCAUCGAGCAACGGAUUUAGCAGUGACGGCUAUGCCAGCCCGACAGAAGACUCUACCUCAUCGCCAAAUCGUCGCCGCUCCCUUAGUAAAGGCUCGGACAACGAUGCCAACCCAAUCGAUAGCUCACGGAGCCCUUCGCGCCGCCAACAUCAGCCCUCCCAGGCAAUGCCCGCCCUUUUCGCCGACGCCGGUUGGGACAAAAUCAACAAUACCAUCCUAUCCACCUCCAACUGCGGCAACCCUGCACUACGCCAUUUCGGCUUCGGCCCCACUUCCGGAGAGGGUUUCGGUAUCGGCUACAUUAUCAAAGAUGACACUGUCAGUAUUUGCGCGAGCAGUAAGCAUCGGCAGACCAAGAGAUUUGUGGACGCUAUUGAGAGCUAUUUCCAGGAGAUUAGGAAGUUGCUGAGGGGAGGUGGGGGAGGGACGAAGAGUAAGCAUGCUAGUCGGGCGAGAGAGGCAGAGAGGGUUGAAGUGUUGGGAAGGAAGGGACGAGUGGUGGGGCAAGGAAAGGAAGUGGGAAGUCAGGAUCAUGGGGAUGAAGAGGUUGAGGAUGAUGAGGAUGGGCUGGGAGGUUAUGGUUUCUUCGAUGCUGGAAUGCUGCUACAGGCGCUCAAGGCAAACCAAGACGAGAAGGACCGGCCUAACGAGAACUCAUUUCCUCGGCGACCGACCGUGGGCAAGAAAUUGACUUUGCGAGAAUAUUGA
Messenger RNA from Bacidia gigantensis, 2478 nucleotides. RefSeq lists its product as uncharacterized. The transcript has 3 exons. Gene Ontology annotation, cellular component: mitochondrion. Gene Ontology annotation, molecular function: carnitine O-acetyltransferase activity. The record is from RefSeq and is a predicted model, not a curated record. Lineage: Eukaryota; Fungi; Ascomycota; Lecanoromycetes; Lecanorales; Ramalinaceae. The coding region runs from base 1 to 2478 and encodes 825 amino acids. Gene Ontology annotation, biological process: carnitine metabolic process.